This is a messenger RNA of Zasmidium cellare ATCC 36951, 1074 nucleotides long. RefSeq lists its product as uncharacterized. The transcript has a single exon. Gene Ontology annotation, molecular function: oxidoreductase activity. The record is from RefSeq and is a predicted model, not a curated record. Lineage: Eukaryota; Fungi; Ascomycota; Dothideomycetes; Mycosphaerellales; Mycosphaerellaceae. Bases 1 to 1074 code for a protein of 357 amino acids.
AUGUAUCCAACACAAGGCAGGCAAUACUCUGUUCGCAAGCCACCCGAAGAAGCUGCUCGGAAUUACUUUUCCUCCUUAGUCCUCGAGAACGUACCCAUUCCUGCAGUCGGAGACAACGAUGUGCUCGUUCGUAUCCACUCAGUCAGCCUCAACUUCCGCGACAUCAUGAUUGGCACUGGCACCUACAUCUGGAGCAUGCGAGAUGGCGUGGUUCCAUGCUCUGAUGGUGCAGGCGAGGUCGUUCGCAUCGGAAAGAAAGUCGUUCGCUUCUCGCCCGGUGACACAGUCGCUGCAAUAUUCAACCAAACACAUAUCAGUGGGUCUCUGAAGCCAUCAGAUACCAGCAACGCUCUGGGCGCGGAGGUGGAUGGCAUGCUCCGGGAGUACGCCGUCUUCAACGAGCAAGGUCUCGUCUCAAUUCCUGACAACCUGUCCAUGGAGGAGGCCAGCACGCUCCCCUGCGCAGGUGUCACUGCAUGGAACGCUGUCAAUGGUGGAGGUAGAGGCAUUCGAGCUGGAGAUACUGUUCUGACCCAAGGCACGGGAGCUGUUAGUCUCUUCGCGGCACAGUUCGCAGUCGCCGCCGGCGCUCAAGUGAUCUCGACAACAAGUUCACAGCGCAAGGAGAUGAUGCUAAAGAAGCUCGGUGCAAAGUGGACUAUCAACUACAGCGAGAAUCCAAAGUGGGGAUCCCAGGCGAAGGUCGUCAGUCCAGGAGGUCUCGGCGUGGACUACGUAAUUGAGAUCGGCGGGCCUGAAACGAUAGAGCAGUCACUCAAAGCUGUCAAGAUGAAGGGCAUUGUUGCAACGAUUGGCCAACGGAGUAAGCAAGCUGGAGCGAAAAGUGACAAGGAGGUGCUCAUAACGGAUGCCUUCAAAUAUCCUUGCACGAUGCGCAGAAUCAUGGUUGGCAGCCGGGAUCAAUUCGAGGAGAUGAACAAGUCAAUCGCAGCCAACAACAUUCGGCCGGUGAUUGAUGAAAGGGUUUUCGCUUUCGAAGAGGCGCCGAUGGCUUUCAAGCAUUUGUGGGAACAGCAUCAUACGGGGAAUGUCGUGAUCAGAGUUGGGCGGUAG